Molecule: messenger RNA, 3396 nt
Organism: Drosophila subobscura
Lineage: Eukaryota; Metazoa; Arthropoda; Insecta; Diptera; Drosophilidae
Gene: dpr1
Product: zwei Ig domain protein zig-8
Exons: 8
Coding region: 613-1788 (391 amino acids)
Biological process (GO): synapse organization
Cellular component (GO): neuron projection membrane
Source: RefSeq, a predicted model, not a curated record
UUCAGUUCCAUCCUGCGACUCGGAAGCGAAGCACGCGUCUCUUGAUUUAUGGUGCGCGGUCAGUUCUGGCCAGACUCAGAUGCAGAUUCACUACUACCGAGUGGCAAGUUGUCCCUAGGCCUAAUGAGCCCAUUUGCGUGUUAAUGGCGAAUUAAUGACCGGCGAUUAAAAUGCAAUAAUCGCCUGCAUAGUACCCUACGAACGAGCCUGUGCGGUUCGCUUACUUUCAAGUGAAACAGUGUCUGUCUAUAGGGUUCGAGAUCCAAGGAGUUCCCUUCGAAAUAACAUAGACACUGUGCCCCGAAAGUGUUGUGAAAAACUUAAGCCGCAGAAGAUUAAAAAGAAAAAACAGUGCGAAAAACGGAAAAUACGGAAAAAGGGAAACCCCCGCCGAAACAAAAUCCGAAACAAAAAAACACUUUCAUUGCUCCCAAGGCAGAGCUUAGUUGAGAGUGCUUCCCGGGUCUAAUUUGACGGAAUCGUUAGUUGACCAGACCACGAGAUCUCCCACCAACCCCCCGCACCGUCACGUUUUGCAGGGGGAUCGCGUGCCGAGAGUACAACGAUAAUAACAAUAAACUUGCGGAUAACAGCUACAGAAACAGCAAUAUAAUGUCCGCCCGCCCGACAUCGUUGUCCCCGGCCACGGCCACGGCAUUGGCAUCGGCAUCGGACUCGGACUCGGCAUCAUCCCUGCUCCCGGCCAGAGCCAAUUUCGGAUUACUCAACUGGCUCAUCAGUUGGCUGCUGCUGUCGAUGGCGCUGCUUAGAGGCUCCAGCGCUGCGAUUGCCCCCACGCCGCCCACUACCACGACCACCACCAUCUCGCCCUCGAAUCUGCUGCCCUACUUCGACUUUGACGUGCCGCGCAACUUGACCGUAACCGUCGGCCAGACCGGCUUCCUCCACUGCCGCGUGGAGCGGCUAGGCGAUAAGGACGUCUCCUGGAUACGAAAACGUGAUCUGCAUAUACUCACCGCCGGCGGCACAACCUACACAUCCGAUCAGCGUUUCCAGGUGCUGCGACCCGAUGGCUCGGCCAAUUGGACUCUACAAAUCAAGUAUCCCCAGCCCCGGGAUUCGGGUGUUUACGAGUGCCAAAUCAACACAGAGCCCAAGAUGUCCCUGUCGUACACCUUCAAUGUUGUGGAACUCAAGGCGGAAAUCUUUGGGCCCAGCGAUCUGAUGGUGAAGACAGGCAGCGACAUUAACCUAACCUGUAAAAUUAUGCAGGGACCCCAUGAGCUGGGCAACAUAUUCUGGUACAAAGGCAGCGAAAUGCUCGACGGCAAGGGCGAGAAUGAAAUCGACAGCUCCAUGGCACGCAUCCGCGUCGAGGAUGAUUGGUCGGACGGGCUGACUUCGAGAUUAAAAAUCAAGCACGCCAUGCUCGGCGAUACUGGCAACUACACCUGUGUGCCCACGGUGGCGAAAACCUCGAGCGUCUAUGUGCACGUAAUUAUUGGCGAACACCCGGCGGCCAUGCAACACAACUCGAGCAGCAACAGCAACAGCUUUUACUGCGGCAUCUGCUGCAUGCUGCUUAGCAUUGUCUCUUGCUGCCUGCAGCAGUGGUACGAAUCCGGGAGUGGAUAUGUCUCUGCAACGGCGAACACAGGUACGGGCACGGGCACGCGGCUCAAGUUCCCGCGGCGUACAGUGCUGAAAACAAGAGGAACACGAGGAGUCACGGCGCAAACGACAGCAGCAGUGGCAGUGGCAGCAGCAGCUGCAGUAACUGGAAACAUGUUGCGAGCACGCCCUGCGGCGGCUCCAUGCAUGAGAUGAAGGAAUAAUCAACACGCCGAUGAGGCAAAACAGGAAUCAGCAGAGGACUAUUAAGGCAAGCCCACAUACCCACACCACGCCCACAUUCAAGGUGAUUUCAGUUUGGGGCUUGGGUCGCGGUAAGGUCUGUGUUGGCUCAUGGAGAAGUAUUUAUUAAUGUCUAAGGCGAUGAGUGCACGUAGUGGAAACGAAAACAUAUUAUCCGACGACAUGUGACGUUAUAGCAACAUUCAAAGGGAAAGGGAAAGGGAAAGGGAAACUGAAGGGAAAGUAAGCCAAAGGCUGGCAAACCCUGAGCCAGAGCUGGCACGAGGAAAACCUGUGCAUUUUCCGUGGAUUAUCAUAAUCUAGUUCAAUGUUUAAAGAGAAUAAGCAAGAGUCGAUGUAAUACUAAUUAAUAUUUGUGUGAUUCGUUAUGAUUUUGUUGGCAAGUGAUCGAUGUGCGCAGCGAUAAAUAAAGGAAUCGAUACCGAUAAACACUAAUUCAUACCGAUACAAAAUUUAAAAAUAAGUAAUUAGAAACAAAUCCAUUUACAAUUUCUGUAAACUUAUAUUGGUUGCCCCUCUUCGAUUGCCGUUAAUCAGCUACCGAUAUGCCCUUUCGAUGACUGCUAAGACAUAUUUUUGAAGUAUCUAAACGUGAUUUGUUCUCAAAUUGAGUGUAGGGAAUCGUUCAGUAACCGUUAACUUGCAAUCAGACCAUCGACUACCGAUCACUGCUGACAGAUCAUCGACGGCACACCCAUAGCUAAGCUUUCAUACACACACACACUCUCUCAUUACGAAAUAAGACUUACUAGCUAUAAAUAUGCUUCGAAUCCGAACACCAACACGAGCCCCCCGCGGGCAGAGCUCUUCCGUUGAACCUCCCCCUUUCCCUUCUAUGGAAUCUCUUACUGCCAAUAAGCCCCCACACACACACACACACAUAUACACACUUCUGUAGGCCACGACACCAAGCUGUUCGAUUGAAAUCUGCUGUAAAUAAUUGCCAUUCGAGAGAGUUACCCAAGAGUACUUCAAAGCAACACUCAUCCGAUUAUUUCAUUUUCAAAUAAUGCUCUCAGUCGCUUUGCACAUUUAUCGGUUUUAGGCAUUAGCUAUGGAUAAGCACUCGUACUCGCACGAGCAUGUAUUGUAUGUAUAGCCGGUAAGCCGAUAAGCCACGAGUGGGGCAACAUUUAAUUCCACUCGUCCAGCACUCGAACAUUAUGGGGAGACGAAACGCCUUGUUUAUGACGGACCCAAUUGUCGGAGAGACUCGUUUAAUUGUAAAUAAUUAGUUUUGGAUAAAACCGAGAGAGAUGGUAGCAAGCGAAAACUUAAAUAAUAAAUACAAAAUAAGAGAGGAAAUUUAAAAUUCAAUGCAAUGGAUAAUUGUGUUUAUCGCUUGACAAUUAUCAAUCAUAAUUGAUGCGAAAACGAACACGAUGCGAGUGGACAGUGCAGGGGAAGUGUAAAUAAAUUGAUUAGUAGAAAAAAACGUAAUUUUAAUUAACUGUUAACCGAAUAACACGAGUAUAAGCGGCACAUCAGUGAAUUCAAAUUUCCAUACACCACCACCCACAUAAAACAUAACUUAAUUAUCCAGAGAACCAGAAAAUCCAG